GUCCGGGUGGUGCUGGUGCGGCGGUGGUGGCGCGGCAGCUCGCGGGAACCAGGGUCUGGUGUUGCGGCGCCCGUGUUCGCCAGGCUCAGUAUCUGGCACCAAUUCUGGCCCAGUCAUUUGUGACCCAUGGCCCUUGCGAUAUGCCGAAGAUUUCCAGGUAGUUUCUGUGGAACGCCUCCCCGUCCAGCUCUAAUCAAGCACCACGUAGACCAGAAAUUGCCUGGACAGACCUGUAAGGACUGUGUCCUGACUGCCAGAACGAUCAGUACUGACACCAGAACAGCACCCACUCUCAAGUCGUUAAAACCUUUAGGAUAUCGAGCGUUUUGCAGUCCUUUCGCCUGCAGCACAGCCCGAAGUGUGACAUAUUGGAACGUGGGAAGCUACGCACGGCCGAGGGGAUGGGACCCACCAGAAGACAGCGGCCUCUGCCAUCCUGCCAAAAAAGUUGAGCACAUUCGUAGCAUUUCCGCCUCCCAGAGGAGCCUGACGACCAGCAGUGCCCUCCCAGGUUUGGAAUGCAGCAGGGCUUCUGCCUCUAAGGCCAGCGCAUUGAAGCCGGGCUCACGCAGGGCUGCGGGAGUUGUUGAAGAGGAUAUAGAAGUUUUUGAUUCCUUCGAAGACCCCCGAGGUUUCCUCCUGCUAAGACCAGAGUACCAGCUUCACAGCUAUAACAGAUCUGAGCCUUGUCAGCCCCUGUCUGUUUCAGAAGGUGAAUUAAUUUUGCACAAAGUCACAAUUCAUCAAGAUACUCUCCAGCCCCAAGUCAUUGCUGAUUAUUUCUGUAAGCUGAGCUCUUUGCCUGCAGAGCAGCAUCCGGUUUUGCUGUCCAGUGCCAGCUUUGCUUCACUCUGCCAGCUGAGUGUGAAACAUAUACAGCUCUUUGAUGUCCCAGAUCUGAUCAGUAUUUUGAAAGCGUUUGUCAGUUUGGGAAUGCCUCACUCCCAUUCGAUGCUAGAUGUGUAUGAAAUCAGAUUUUGCAGUAAGGUGUGGGAGAUGAGUCUGGAUCAGCUUCUCUUGGUGGCUGAUCUCUGGCGAUACUUGGGCCGCAGGGUACCUCGGUUUUUUAAAAUCUUUUUUAGUUACCUUAACUUGCAUUGGAAAGAUCUAUCCUUGUCCCAGCUGAUUCACUUAAUUUAUAUUAUAGGGGAAAAUCGCCAGGUACCCCAAGACCUAAUGCAAAAACUGGAAUCACUGAUUCUCAAGUACAUAGAUGUGAUCAACUUAGAGGAGGUUGGUACAAUCUGUUUGGGGUUCUUUAAAUCAAGUAGUAGUCUCUCUGAAUAUGUUAUGCGGAAAAUUGGAGACUUGGCUUGUGCUGACAUGCAGCAUCUGAGCAGUUACGCCUUAGUGAAUAUUCUUAAAAUGUUCCGUUUCACUCACGUGGAUCACGUAAAUUUCAUGAAGCAAUUUGGUGAGAUUGCUCCUCAGCGAAUUCCUUUUCUAGGAGUUCAGGGUGUCAUGCACCUGACUCUUGCUUGCUCGGCCUUACGCAUCCUGGAUGAAGGGAUAAUGAAUGCCGUGGCUGCUUCUUUGCCUCCAAGGGUGGCAUACUGCCGAAGUAAAGAUGUUGCCAAGAUUCUGUGGUCCUUUGGAACUCUGAAUUACAAGCCACCCAAUACGGAAGAGUUUUAUUCUAGCCUGAUAAAUGAGAUUCACAGAAAGAUGCCUGAGUUCAAUCGAUACCCAGAACACCUGCUCACCUGCCUGCUGGGCCUGGCAUUUUCUGAGUACUUUCCAUUAGAGCUCAUCAAUUUUGCCUUGAGUCCAGGGUUCGUCAAGUUAGCUCGGGAGAGGAGUAAGUUUGAACUCAUUAAGGAGCUAUAUACUCUUGAUGGUACAGUUGGCAUCGAGUGUCCAGAUUACAGAGGCAAUCGUCUUAGUGCUCACCUUCAGCACGAGGGAGCGGAAAUGCUGUGGAAUUUAGCAAGGAAGGAUAUGUGCUCAAAGCCUGAAUUCCUGGAGGCUCUCUUUUUACUCGAGAACAUGUUGGGGGGCCCUCAGUACAUCAAGCACCGUAUGAUUCUGCCUCAUACCCGAUCUUCUGACUUAGAGGUCCAGCUUGAUGUUAACAUGAAGCCAUUGCCCUUUAACAAAGAAGCCAUACCAAUUAAAGAUGAAGCCAAAUUAAGGCUGAAGCAUGUGGGAGUCAGCAUUACAGAUGAUUUGAUGAGUCAGCUACUAAAAGGGAAAUCAAGAGAACAUUUCCAGGGAGAAGUUGCAUCAGAGACCCAACAGCGGGAAAGGGAAUUAGAGAGUACAGACAUACCUUUGGGGAGCUCCCUUUGCAAUGUGGCGGACAGAUUGGGGGCCAUGGAGAUGGCUGGCCCUUGUCCCCCAGCUUGCACACAGGCCCCACAAGUGAAGCUGGCUAUCCAGUUGACAAAUAAAAACCAGUACUGCUAUGGUUCCAGGGAUCUGCUUGGACUGCACAAUAUGAAGAGGCGGCAGUUGAGUCGGCUUGGGUACCGCGUGGUAGAGUUAUCCCACUGGGAAUGGCUCCCACUAUUGAAACGAACCCGCUUAGAAAAGCUGAUGUUCCUCCAUGAGAAAGUGUUCACCUCUGCUCUCUGAAGGGCUUGAAUUCAGGGACACUGUGACUCGUAACUGCGGUAGAGGUAUGCUGUGCAAGGUGUUGGGAAACAGUUACACAAGCCAGAAUAUAGGUUUGGUAAUGAAAUCCUCUUUUGAGGAGACUUAGUUGUGCUCUUAUUUAUGGCAGAGCGAAGUCACUGUGUGUGUUACUGUGAAUUAGUUGUAACCUGGCGCCAUUGUACAUGUCGUUGCUACUUUGUGCAGGUAACUAAUAAACAUCUUAAAAUUCCCUAUUUUCAAGUAA
Molecule: messenger RNA, 2839 nt
Organism: Hyaena hyaena (striped hyena)
Lineage: Eukaryota; Metazoa; Chordata; Mammalia; Carnivora; Hyaenidae
Gene: FASTKD5
Product: FAST kinase domains 5
Exons: 2
Coding region: 127-2574 (815 amino acids)
Biological process (GO): mitochondrial RNA processing; regulation of mitochondrial mRNA stability
Cellular component (GO): ribonucleoprotein granule; mitochondrial matrix
Molecular function (GO): RNA binding
Source: RefSeq, a predicted model, not a curated record